AUGAAGGCGUGUAGGUGCACUGUAUCACGGACACUUGUAUGCUUAUUGCCAACAAAAAGGAAUAAUAGGAUAAAGGAAAUAAACAUAGAAAUGAAGGCUUCAAUGAUGAGUAUGAUUGAUAAACGAAUGAUCGCAAUGAAGACGGGGAAAGAUGAUUUGUUGGGCAUACUUUUGGAUUCGAGUUACGAAGAAAUUAAGCAGCAUGGAAAUAGUAAUUUUGGUUUAAGUAUCGAGGAUUUCAUUGAAGAGUGUAAGCAUUUCUACCUUGCCGGACAAAAGACGACCAAAGAUUUGCUUGUUUGGACUAUGGUCUUGUUGGGUCAACACCCAGAUUGGCAAGCACGUGCUAGAGACGAAGUAUUACUUGUCUUUGGGAAGGAAAAACCAGAUAUCAAUGGAUUGAAUCGUCUUAAAAUUGUUAGCAUGAUCUUCAACGAGGUUCUUAGGUUAUAUCCACCAAUCAAAACACUAGAACGAAUGGUACAUGAAGAUACUAAAUUAGGAAACAUAAUUUUACCAGCCGGAUCUCCCCUCCGUUUACAUUUGUUGCUUAUGCAUCAUGACAAGGAGAUAUGGGGUGAUGACGCGAAGGAAUUCAAGCCUGAGAGGUUUUUCGAAGGUGUAUCAAAUGCAACCAAGGGACAGUCAUCAUACCUUCCCUUCGGUGGGGGCCCACGUAUAUGUAUCGGACAAAACUAUGCUUACCUUGAAGCAAAAGUGGCACUUGCUAUGAUUCUACAAGAAUUCUGCUUUGAGAUCUCUCCAUCAUAUUCUCAUGCUCCACAUACCAUCAUCCCUCUUCAACCUCAGUUUGGGGCUCAUUUGAUUUUACGUAAACUUUAA
Messenger RNA from Cynara cardunculus var. scolymus (artichoke), 843 nucleotides. Its product is annotated as cytochrome P450 CYP72A219-like. Lineage: Eukaryota; Viridiplantae; Streptophyta; Magnoliopsida; Asterales; Asteraceae. Bases 1 to 843 code for a protein of 280 amino acids. The transcript has 3 exons. Gene Ontology annotation, molecular function: monooxygenase activity; oxidoreductase activity, acting on paired donors, with incorporation or reduction of molecular oxygen; heme binding. The record is from RefSeq and is a predicted model, not a curated record.